This is a messenger RNA of Ichthyophthirius multifiliis, 2149 nucleotides long. RefSeq lists its product as hypothetical. NCBI's taxonomy places the organism in Eukaryota, Ciliophora, Oligohymenophorea, Hymenostomatida. Gene Ontology annotation, biological process: proteolysis. The record is from RefSeq and is a predicted model, not a curated record. Gene Ontology annotation, molecular function: zinc ion binding; metallocarboxypeptidase activity. The transcript is spliced from 7 exons.
AUAUUAAUGAUGAUGAUGAUUAUGAAGAAGAAAAUUAAGAUGAAGAUUAGAAAAAGGAACAAUUAAUUUCAUUAAGUUUAAAUGAAAUAGAUGCAAACUUAAAUAAUUAAACAUAAAAAGAAUAUAAUAACGAACUAUAACUAAGUUAGAAUUCUGAAUUUUUUGGUAUUAAUAAACUUUUAUAUAAAAAACCAGAUUAAAAUGAUAUUAAAAAUAUGCUAAACCGCAAUGAGAACUCGCCUAAACCAACAGCAUAUCCUCCUGAACCUCAAAUAAAAACGUAUAUUUUUUUUUUUUAAAAAAAAAAAAAAAAAAAGGGACAGAAUUUGUUUUACUUCCUCAAAGUCCAGAAUUUAUAAUAAAUUCGGAAUUAUUUGAACCUAUGUAUACUCCUUAACAGACAAUUUUAGAAGAAUCAUUACGCCGAGAAAUUGAGCGUAUUUGUUUUGCCGAUUCUUUAAUAAAUAGAGUUGUUUAUGAUUGUGGUGAUUAAAGUCUAUAUACGAAAGAUAUUGAUCCAUAAAAAUAUGAUAUGGAUGUUUUACCUUUUUACAUUCCAUAAUCUUAAGAAGACAUAACUUUAGUAUUUGAAUCUCGUUUUGAGUCUGGUAAUUUAAGGAGGGCAAUCUAAAUAUGCGAUUAUGAGUAUAAUUUAAUUUUAAAGCCUGAUUAUUUUACUACAGGACAUACUUAAUGGUUUUAUUUCUCUGUGAGUAAUACAAGAAAAAACAUCGUAUAUAGAUUUAAUAUAAUAAAUAUGAUGAAACCUGAUUCAUUAUAUAAUUCAGGAAUGAAACCUUUAAUGUAUUCUUAAAAGAAAGCAAAAAUAAAAAAACUUGGUUGGUAUAGAGAUGGACACGAUGUAUGUUAUUAUCAAAAUAAUAUGAAAAGAAAAAAUGCUGGUUUUUAUUACACUUUAACUUUUGCAGUUAAAUUUGCGUAUGAUAAUGAUUGUGUUUAUUUUGCACAUUGCUAUCCUUAUACAUAUAGUUAGUUAUGUAGAUAUAUUAGACUUAUAGAAAAUGAUCCAGUUAAAAAGCAUAGGGUUAAAAGGAAAAAUAUGUGUUAAACUAUAGCUGGAAAUAAUUGUGAUUAUUUAAUUAUAGGAGACUUUAAUAAUUAAAAAGAUAAAAAAGGAAUAAUGUUAACUAGUAGAGUUCAUCCAGGUGAAACUAUGGCUAGUUAUGUAAUCGAAUACGUGAUAGAUUUUUUACUAGGGAAUUCUCCUGUUGCAAGGGUUUUGAGAGAAAAUUUCUAUUUUAAAAUUAUUCCAAUGUUAAAUGUAGAUGGAGUUCUUAAUGGAAAUUACAGGUGUGGGUUGGCCGGAGUAGAUUUAAAUAGAUAAUAUUAAGACCCUUCUAAAAAAUUAAAUCCUACUAUCCUUGGCACAAAACAGUUAUUAAAAUAAUUUAAAGAAGAAAGGGAUGUUUUACUUUAUUGCGAUUUCCAUGGACAUUCUAGAAAUAAAAAUAUUUUUAUGUAUGGUUGUGCGGGUAAAGAUCUAAAUAAAAAAGAAUAAAUUUUCCCACUUUUAAUGAGAAAUAAUUGUAAUGUUUUCUCUUUUAAAGAUUGUUCAUUUUAAAUUUAAAAAGAUAGAGAAGGAUCUGCUAGGAUUGCUUUGUGGAAAGAAUUCAAUAUUUAAAAUUGUUAUACCUUAGAAAUUUCUUUUUGUGGUGCAGAUAUAGGAAAGUAUGAGUAUUUUCAUUUUAAUUAAGAUAUAUAUAAAGAAAUUGCUUAAAGUUUCUGUUUAUCUAUUAUUGAUUGUUUCGAACCUGAAUAAUUAAAGGUAUAAAAAGUAUAAGAGGAAAUUGAAUAAAUGAUACUUAAAAAUGAUAAUAAAAAAGAUGGAGAUAAAUAACAAAAUAGUGAUGAUGAAGAUUCAGAUUAUUCAAAUGAAGAUUAAAAUGAUAAUGCGUAGUACUAAUAACAAAUACAAUAAUAAUAAAAUAAUAGCAAUAUUAAUAAUACUACUACUAUUAAUAAUAGUAAUAUUAAUAACCUUAAUUAUAUAAAUAUUAAAGAUAAUAAUAUCAAUUUAAAUACAAAUAAUAAUUUAAAUACUAAUAAUAAUAUUUAGACUGAAAAUUUAAAGUUAUUUCCUAAAAAAUAAUAUUAAAAUGUUUCAUCUUCUUAAAAAAAGAAAAAAUGA